This is a messenger RNA of Acanthopagrus latus (yellowfin seabream), 2409 nucleotides long. RefSeq names its product E3 SUMO-protein ligase ZBED1-like. Gene Ontology annotation, molecular function: DNA binding; protein dimerization activity. The record is from RefSeq and is a predicted model, not a curated record. NCBI's taxonomy places the organism in Eukaryota, Metazoa, Chordata, Actinopteri, Spariformes, Sparidae. Bases 258 to 2138 code for a protein of 626 amino acids. The transcript is spliced from 3 exons.
AUACAGUAGGGCUGCACAAUUAAUCGAAUUUUAAUCACGAUCACGAUUUUGGCUGCCACGAUUAAAUUAAGAUGAUCGUCGGCGAUUUUAACAUUUAAAAAGCGAGCUCUGUUGCAUGUCAAAUCAAGCACUUUCUCAACCAACCACCAGGGGGCGACCGAUAGGUUUGGGCAUCAUUACGCUGCCUAAACCGCAAACGAGCGAGCCCUGCAGGCAGCAACGCCAUUUUCAAAUGAUUUGUGAGAGAGUGAGGCGCAAUGUCGGGGGCAGGAGACACAAGUGCGCUAGCACCGACUGGAGACGAGGAGCCGCUGGUGCCUCGUGAAGCAGCAAAAUCUACUGUGUGGAGUUUUUUUGGAUUCAGGGCAAGUGAUAUUGACCAAAAGGACGUGAUAUGUAAAGAGUGCCACAGAGUUGUUUCCGCGCCAAAAGGCAACACAACCAAUUUAUUUAACCACUUGAAAACACACCACAAACAAAAAUAUGAUGAAUGCAUGAAGGCCAAAGCUAACGCUGGUCCACCAAAUCCCCGUCAGUGUCCAGCGCCAACCCAGACAACCAUUACAGCAACUCUGCACCGGGCGACACCGUAUCCAUCCACCUCUCAAAGACACGCUGAAAUAACGGAUGCAAUAACGUUUUAUUUGGCCAAAGACAUGUGUCCAAUAAGUACUGUAAGUAACAAAGGCUUCAAAAGCAUGGUCAAAAUACUGGACAAGAAAUACGUGAUCCCCUCGCGCAAUUAUUUCUCCAAAGUGGCAUUGCCUGCACUAUAUGAAAAAUGUCGGGAGGAAAUAGAGAGGGAAAUAACAACAGUCGAGUAUUUCGCAACUACGACUGACCUAUGGUCCAGCAGAACAAUGGAGCCGUACAUGUCCCUGACAAUUCACUAUAUUGAUGAUGAUUUUACAAUGAAGAGUCGGUGCUUGCAGACGUCAUUCUUCCCACAAGAUCACACAGGAGAAGCUAUAGCCCAGGGACUGCGGGAAGCACUGGCCUCUUGGAGCCUGCGAGAGGAGAAACAAGUCUGCAUCACCACAGACAAUGGAUCUAACGUCAUCAAGGCAGCUUCUCUAAAUAAAUGGAUGAGGCUCCAGUGCUUUGGCCAUAGGCUCCAUCUAGCAAUUGAGAAUGCAAUGAAAGAUCCUUGCAUUGACCGUGCAGUAGGGAUCUGCAAAAAACUUGUGAGCAGUUUCUCCUACAGCUGGAGGCGUAAAAAGGAGCUAGCACAGGCUCAGAAGGAGCUGAAGCUUCCAGAACAUGGGCUGAAGACAGAAUGCCCCACAAGGUGGGGGUCAAGACAGGCAAUGAUUGAAAGAGUCCUGGAGCAGCAUAAGGCCAUCUCUCAAGUUUUGUCUUCUGACAGAAAGUCCAGACAUCUCCUCCCAUCAUGGCAGGACACUGAGAUCCUCGAAGCCAUCUACAAAUCCCUCCACCCUUUGACUGAGUUUACUGAUGCACUGUCCAGUGAGAAGUAUGUCAGUGUUUCUUUUGUGAAGCCAGUCCUCCACCUCUUCACUUCCUCCAUCCUCAAAGUGAACGAUGAUGAUCCAGAGCUCACAAACACCAUCAAGACAAAAAUCCUAACUUACCUGGAGGAAAAAUACAAGGAUCCCGAGACACAAGACCUGCUCAACCUGGCUUCUGCUUUGGAUCCCCGUUUCAAGCUGCGAUACACAAGUGAGGACAGGGUUGCACCGAUCCAAGCCAGACUUAUGUCUGAGAUGGCUGCAUCUCUGAGCAUGGAGCAGGGCCCAAGUGAUGGUGGGACUGCAGACAGGGCAGAGGAUGAUGCACCCAGCACAUCCAAGAAGAAGAAGACCUUGGGGAGCUUCUUCAAGAUCACUGAGAGAGCCAGACCAACCCAUCCUCCUCAACAAGCUCUAGCCACUGAGCUUCAGUCGUACCUGCAGUGUGCUGACCUGGACAGUGAGGAGAACCCACUGGACUGGUGGAGGGAACAUCAGCGAGUGUACCCACGGCUGUCAAAGCUGGCCAAAAAAUAUUUGGGUAUACCCGCAACAAGUGCCCCUUCUGAGAGGGUUUUCAGCACCGGGGGGAACAUCGUGACUUGCCUUCGGUCUUCGUUAAAGCCUGAGAGUGUUGACAGGCUGGUGUUCCUGGCUAAAAAUCUGUAGGCCUGCUGUAUGGUAGUAGGUUCCAUUUGUGCCUUUCCUGCAACUGUUCGCAACUGUCUGUUUACAAACUGUUUGUUUGCACUUUAUAAUUGCAUUUUGCAAUAGAAUAUUGCUUUCCUUUUGUUUCAAUUUGAAGAGUUGUUUGUUUGAAUAAGAAAGUGCAAUAAAAAGGUAUGUUUUACCUAACAUAAUGAAUAAUCGUGAUUAAUAAUCGUGAUUACAAUAUUUAUAAAAAUAAUCGUGAUUAGCAUUUUGGCCAUAAUCGUGCAGC